This is a messenger RNA of Tigriopus californicus, 2353 nucleotides long. RefSeq names its product dynamin-1-like protein (gene Drp1). Gene Ontology annotation, biological process: mitochondrial fission. The record is from RefSeq and is a predicted model, not a curated record. Gene Ontology annotation, cellular component: microtubule; mitochondrion; cytoplasm. Gene Ontology annotation, molecular function: GTP binding; microtubule binding; GTPase activity. NCBI's taxonomy places the organism in Eukaryota, Metazoa, Arthropoda, Copepoda, Harpacticoida, Harpacticidae.
AGCUCGGGCAAGAGCUCGGUCAUGGAGUCCUUGGUGGGGCAGAGCAUCUUGCCGCGCGGUACGGGCAUCGUCACCCGACGACCCCUCAUCAUUCAGCUCAUCUACACGCCCGAGGAUGACCGCGUGCAUCGCUGCGCCGAAGACGGUACGCUCAACCGCACCAGUUGGGCCAAGUUCCUCCACACCAAGGACCAGGUCUACACGGACGAGGAUGAGAUCCGCCGCGAGAUCGAGCGUGAGACGGACCGCAUGGCCGGCGAUAACAAGGGUAUCUGUCCUGAGCCCAUCUCGCUCAAGUACUAUUCGGCCCAUGUCUUGAGUUUGACCUUGGUCGAUUUGCCCGGACUCACCAAGGUGCCCGUGGGUGACCAGCCCGAUGAUAUCGAGAACCAGAUUCGAUCACUUCUGUUCAAAUAUAUUACCAAUCCCAAUUCCAUUAUUUUGGCCGUGUCCGCCGCCAAUGCCGAUAUCGCCACUUCAGAGAGUCUCAAGCUGGCCAAAGACGUGGAUCAGGACGGCCGAAGAACGCUGGCCGUCAUCACUAAACUCGAUCUCAUGGAUGCGGGCACGGACGCCAUCGACAUUUUGUGCGGACGCGUUAUCCCCGUCAAAUUGGGCAUUAUCGGUGUGAUCAAUCGCUCGCAGCAAGAUAUUAAAGACAAAAAGUCCAUCACGGACCAGAUGAAGGACGAGGCAUCGUUUCUACAGCGCAAGUACCCCACGCUCGCCACGCGAAACGGGACUCAGUAUCUGGCCAAAACGCUCAACCGCCUCCUCAUGCACCAUAUUCGAGACUGUCUCCCGGAGCUCAAAACCCGUGUCAAUGUCAUGGCCGCCCAGUUUCAGUCGCUCUUGAACUCUUAUGGCGAAGAUGUGGGCGACAAGAACACCACCUUGUUGCAAAUUAUCACCAAAUUUGCCUCAGCCUACGUGGCCACUCUAGACGGGACCUCCCGGAACAUCGAAACCUCAGAACUGUGUGGAGGAGCCCGGAUUUGUUACAUAUUCCACGAGACUUUCGGUCGUACCCUGGACUCAAUUCAUCCUCUGGCAGGUCUGACAGCCAUGGACAUUCUGACGGCCAUUCGUAACGCCACGGGUCCCCGACCCGCGCUCUUUGUGCCGGAAGUGUCUUUUGAGUUGUUGGUCAAGCGACAAAUCGGUCGACUCGAGGAGCCCUCUGUGCGCUGUAUCGAGUUGGUCCAUGAAGAGAUGCAGCGAAUCAUCCAACACUGUGGCAACGAGGUUCAGCAGGAGAUGCUUCGUUUCCCCCGCCUCCAUGAGAAGAUUAUCGAUGUGGUCACGAAUCUGUUGCGCUCCCGACUUCCACCCACCAACACCAUGGUCGAGAAUCUAGUGGCCAUCGAGCUGUCCUACAUCAAUACGAAACAUCCGGAUUUUCAUCAAGAUGCCAUGUUGGCCGGUGCCAUGAUGAGCGAGGACCGAGGCAGUGUGAUUCGUCGUACUGCCAACGAAAAAGCGGCCACCAACAAUCGAGCGCAACGCAACCGACCGCUCACGGUCCAUUAUGGGGGUGGGGCCGCCCCCAAUGGCGUUCUCCCAUUGGAAGACAAAGAUAACCUAUCCAGGGGUUCGAAAGUGGGCGAUGCCAUGGGUAACAGUAACGCUUCCAACUGGCUUAACAAUAUUCUGCCCGCACCCAAGGGCGAAGACCAAGGUGAAGAUGACGAGGCCUCAAACUCGUCCCGCGGGCCAGAAUCAGGAGCACCGGCCACUCACGCCCUAAUGAGCGGUAACACUCCAAUCAAACCAGUCAAUCUUCUCCCUGAGGUACCCAGUCAUCAGUCUCGCAAAUUAAGUGAUCGAGAGCAACGCGAUUGUGAAGUGAUCGAACGCCUGAUCAAAGCCUACUUCUACAUUGUUCGGAAGAGCAUUCAGGAUACCGUGCCUAAAGCUAUCAUGCAUUUCCUCGUCUCGUACGUGAAGGAUAAUCUCCAAUCCGAGCUCGUUUCCUCCCUCUACAAGCAAGAUCAGAUUGCGAGUUUGCUCGCCGAAUCUGAGCACAUAGGACAACGCCGUAAAGAGGCGGCCGAGAUGCUUCAGGCUCUUCAAAAGGCCAGUCAAAUCAUCAGUGAAAUUCGCGAGACCCAUGUGUGGUAAAUGGUGAGCUACGAUGUUAGCCAACAACGCAACGCCCUUAUGUCCGAGAAUCGCUUCGUAGUCACUCCCACAAGAUUUUAGAAAUUCAUUUCAGUUAUUUUGUUUCUCCAAUCGCAGAUCUAUUCGUCUUGCUUUCCAAUUGAAAAUACUUUCAUGACAGGAUCUCUUGUGUGAAGACGUGCUUGUCGUUUUAAGUUCUGUGGAGAAUAAUACACCUCGAGUUGCUUGUCAA